AUGUCGCUAGUGCUCUUUGUCGCGUGUGUAGCGGUGCACUUGCUCAGCGGCGGCCGUGUGUCGGUGGCGGCGGCCGCCUCGGUGGCGGUGUGGAUGUACUCUCGCCACCGGUUGUUGUGUGAGCCGUGCAACGGCAGCGCCGCCCCCAUGGCGGCCAAAGCCAAUGGGACCCCCACUAAACUGGGCGUCGACCGCCCCAUAUACGCUGUCGACUUCACCGGCAGUAUUCCCGAAGGUACUACCAGUCUCCCCCAGCCGCUGAAGCCGAGGAAACUCCGGACCCGGCUGGCUAAAGCGACACCGAAAGUGAUCAAAGCCCGCCACCCGCUCGACGUCGCGUUGACCCGGCGCCCGAUCUACGUGUUCUACACGACGUUGACGGGGCUGUCGGAACGGGUGGCGAAGCAGAUGUUUGACACGUUGACGCUGAUGGCGCAGGAUAACGACGGCCCCUUACCAAAGCUUCUUUCCCUCGACGACGACGUCGACGAGCUCGAAGAGUACUUCCUCAAACUGCCGAAACACGCCAUCUACGUGUUGGUGCUCCCGCUGUACGAGACGGACCUGCCCAUCGACUACUUCCUCGAGCACUUGAAGGACGUGGCCCAGGACUUCCGUGUCGACAAGUACCCGCUCCGCCAGGUGCUGUUUGCCGUGUUGGGGCUCGGCGACCGCGAGCUGUGGGCGGACAAGUUCUGCUACCAGGCCCAGCUUGCCGAUAAGUGGAUGGGUAAGCUUGGGGCGCAGCGGCUAUUCCCGUUGGGCCAGGUGUGCUUAAAGAAUGACGGCGAGCCGGCGGCGCACCAGUGGCUGUUUAAGUUUGCCCAGAUGAUUCAGGAAAACGCCCCCGUGAUGGCACUGGUCGACAGCGACGACGACGACGGCGACGGCGCCGAAAACGGCGACGAAGACGGCGCCGACGUCGAGGACCUCCUCGCCACCGUCACCACCAAGGAGAUGGUGGCCAAAGACUCGCCCACGUUUAAGCUGCUUACGAAACAAGGGUACACCAUCGUCGGGCUGCACCUGGGGGUGAAGAUCUGCCGGUGGACGAAGCUGGCGUUGCGGGGGCGGGGGCUGUGCUACAAGUACGCCUUCUACGGGAUCCGCUCCCACUUGUGCAUGGAGACGACGCCGUCGUUGGCGUGUCUGAACAAGUGUGUGUUUUGCUGGCGCCACGGCACCAACCCGGUGGCGAAGCUGAACUGGCGAUGGACGGUGGACCCCCCCGACGAGGUGCUUGCCGGCGCCCUCGCCGGCCACUACGCCAAGAUCAAGCAGAUGCGCGGGGUGCCGGGGGUCCAGAUGGACCGGUUCGACGAGGCGUUCACCGUGCGCCACUGCGCCCUCCUGUUGGUCGGGGAGCCGAUCUUCUACCCCCACAUCAACGAGUUGACGGCGAUGCUCCACGCGAAACACAUCUCGCUGUUCUUGGUGUGCAACGCCCAGCACCCGGCCCAGUUGCGCGCGUUGCUGAGGGUGACCCAGCUCUACGUGCUGAUCGACGCCCUGACCAAGGAAGAACUCAAGCGCGUCGACCGCCCGCUCAACCUGGACUUCUGGGAGCGGCUCACCGAGUGCUUGGACAUCUUGCGCACGGCGCAGAGCCACCAGCGCACAGUGUUCCGCCUCACAUUGGUGAAAGGGUUCAACAUGGGCGACAUCGCCGGCUACGCCGACAUGGUCGAGCGGGCGCGCCCGUCGCAGAUCGAGGUAAAGGGCGCCACCUUCUGCGGGCUGUCGCAGGCCAACGGCAACCCGUUGACCAUGCAAAACAUCCCCUUUUGGGACGAGUGCCAGCGGUUCGUGCGCGACUUGGAAACCGAAUUGCAAAAGCGCCAGUUGCCCUACCAGUUGGCGGCGGUGCACGCCCACCUGUGCUGUGUGUUGCUCGCCGACACCAAGUUUAAGAUUGAUGGCCAAUGGCACACCCACAUCGACUACGCCAAGUUUUUUAAACUCCUAGAGCUGGGGGCGCCGUUUGUCGACACUGACUACGUCGCCCCCACGCCGCCGUGGGCGGUGUGGGGGCUGGCCGAGGGCGGCUUCAACCCCGAGGACACGCGGUUUGACCGCCAGGCGGAGAAGGCGAAGCGGCGCCAGCAGCGGGAACAGGCCCAGCAGCGGGCGGCGGCGGCGGCGGCGGCGAUGGCGUCGGCGUGA
This is a messenger RNA of Diutina rugosa, 2163 nucleotides long. RefSeq names its product putative tRNA 4-demethylwyosine synthase. Bases 1 to 2163 code for a protein of 720 amino acids. The transcript has a single exon. Gene Ontology annotation, molecular function: FMN binding; 4 iron, 4 sulfur cluster binding; catalytic activity. The record is from RefSeq and is a predicted model, not a curated record. Gene Ontology annotation, biological process: wybutosine biosynthetic process. NCBI's taxonomy places the organism in Eukaryota, Fungi, Ascomycota, Pichiomycetes, Serinales, Debaryomycetaceae.